Messenger RNA from Humulus lupulus (European hop), 1377 nucleotides. RefSeq names its product stemmadenine O-acetyltransferase-like. The record is from RefSeq and is a predicted model, not a curated record. The coding region runs from base 1 to 1377 and encodes 458 amino acids. The transcript has a single exon. Lineage: Eukaryota; Viridiplantae; Streptophyta; Magnoliopsida; Rosales; Cannabaceae.
AUGAUGAAGAUUGAUGUUGUUUCCAAAGAAAUUCUCAAGCCAUCACCAUCUUCAGUUCCAAACCACCUCAGGAGUAGUAGUUACAAAUUCUGUCUUCUAGACCAGCUAGCUCCACAUUUUUACGUCCCCAUUGUUCUUUUCUACUCUUCUCGUCACUCAACCAACAAUGAAACCAAAGACAAGGUUAAGAAGUUGAAACAAUGUUUGUCUGAAGUAUUGGUGGAGUUCUCUCCUUUGGCUGGAAAGAUUCGAAACGAUGUAUCGGUGGAACCGCUUGAAGGCGAUGGCGUCAGCUUCAUUGAAGCUAGAGCUAACGCUAAGCUGUCGGAGAUACUUGAAAAUCCAAAGAUGAGUUCAAUACAACAACUCCUUCCUAUUAAUCCUUACAAUGUGAAAAAGGAUUAUGAUGAUGAGGGUGUUCCGGUCUUGGUGGUUCAGUUAAAUGUCUUUGACUGUGGCGGCAUAGGGAUUGGCAUUUGCAUCUCACACAAAGUCGCCGAUGGAACCACACUUUCCACUUUCCUCACCGCGUGGGCUGCGAGUGUUGGUGCUUCUUCCUCCUCCCAUGGCCAUGAGAGUGGCAAGAGAAUCCCUCCCUCUUUCGACUCGGCUGUGGUUUUUCCUCCUAGAGAGAUUCAGGUUCAGCCCCCAAGUAAUCUGAUAAUGAAAGCAGGGAGGGUUGCGACGAAGAGAUUUCUGUUCGAUUCAUCGAGUUUGGAGAAACUCAAAGCCAAAGCAAUGGGCACCACCAGUGAUAAUUUUAACCCUACUAGGGUGGAAGUUGUGACUGCUCUCAUAAGCAAAACUGCCUUGAAGUCUAGAAACAAAAUAUCAUCCAAUGAGAAGAUUUCUAAGCCAUCCAUGGUGAUAUCCCAAGUGGUGAAUUUGAGGGGAAGAAUGGAUCCGCCAUUGCCAGAGACUACUAUAGGCAACAUUUGGCGAAGUGCGGUUGCAACCAUCAUGGAAGAAGAAGGCGAAGAAAGCAAGAAGCUUGAGUUGCAUGAUUUUGUGGUUCAGUUGAAGAAAGCAAUAAGGAAAAUAAACAAAGAUUAUGUGGCCAAAAUCAGAACAGAAGAUGGGUAUAUGUUAGCUUAUGAUUCUCUUAAGGAAGCAAGUAAAUUGGUGUCUGAAGGAGUGGCACCCUUCUACAGAUUCAGCAGCUGGCUUAGGUUCCCACUCUAUGAAACUGAUCUAGGCUGGGGAAAGCCCAUAUGGGCAUGUGUUACUAACAUACCUAUCAAAGACGUUGUAAUAUUGAUGAGCAAUAGUAGUGGGGAUGGAGUUGAGGCAUGGAUCAACUUAGAGGAAGAAGACAUGGCUAGAUUUGAAAAGGAUCCCGAGUUUCUGCAGUUUGCUUCUCAGGCACCGGGCUCUUAG